CAGUUUGAUUUUGAAGUUCCAAGCGAAUGUUGACUCAGCGUUGAGCGUUGACUGUUUACGGUUAUUGCCUAUUAGUUUAAAUUUUAUUCUAUAAAAGUACAAAUAGCAUUCAUAUUUCUACUAUGGCUGAUAGCAACAAGAAACCUAAAGUUAUUGUGUUGGGAGGAUGCGGCUUUAUUGGGCGCAAUUUGGUGGCGCAUUUAGUCAGUAAUGAUCUCAUAUCUUAUUUGAGGGUAGUCGACAAAGUUCCCCCUCAAACCGCCUGGCUCAGUAAACGUCAUAAAAAAUACUUUGAAGAUCCAAGGGUGGAUUUCAAAAGUGCCAAUCUUAUCAUACCCGAAUCUUGUCAGAACGCUUUUGCCGGUGAACUGUUUGAUUUUGUGAUAAAUUGUGCCGGUGAAACGAAGCUGGGACAAACUGAGCCGAUUUACCGAGAAGGAAUUCUCAAGUUGAGUUUGAAUUGUGCCGAAACAGCGGCCAAACAGAACUGCAAACGAUACGUCGAAAUAUCCGCGGGUCAGAUGGCGUCCAAUGAUAAGGAAAAACACAAGGAAAGUGACAAAUGCGAUCCUUGGCUGAGUUUAGCCAAAUUCAAACUGCAAGUGGAAGAGCAGCUGGAAGAAAUAGAAGGCCUUAACUACACUGUACUGAGGCCUGCAAUUGUCUAUGGUAUAGGAGACCGUACUGGAAUUGUUCCUCGCCUAGUGCUGGGCGCCGUCUACCGUCACCUGGGUGAAAGCAUGAAGCUGCUGUGGGGUCGAGACCUGGUGACCAACACGUGCCACGUGCGAGACGUGUGUCGGGCCGUGUGGCACGUGGCGAGCGACGCAGGCGACACGUGUCGAGGCCAGGUCUACAACGUGGUCGACGAUAGUGACACAACGCAGGGCAGUCUCAGCGAUAUUGUGUCCGAAAUAUUCAACAUCAACCACGACUAUUACGGCAAUCUCAUAUCGAAGAUCGCUAAGGUGGAAAUGUCAACAGUGGUGGAUGAGGUGAACGACAAGCACCUGGCACCCUGGGCUGAGUUGUGCGCCUUGGGCGGAGUGCAGAACACGCCGCUGUCGCCCUACAUCCAGUUGGAGCUCAUGUACGAGAAGCACCUCAAUUUGGACGCCAGCAAACUGUCCGCCACUGGAUUCCGGCUGGACGUGCCUCGUGUUACCAGGACCGAGUUGCAACAGAUCUUGGACGACCACAUAGAGAUGAACCUGUUUCCGAAUGUGUUCGUUUCUUGAACUGAUUCUUCAACUAGUUGCGCAACAAAACAACUGAGUCAAGCAACAAAACAACUGAAGUAGUUGAAAAAACUGACCAGGAGUAGAUGA
This is a messenger RNA of Nilaparvata lugens (brown planthopper), 1328 nucleotides long. RefSeq lists its product as uncharacterized. The record is from RefSeq and is a predicted model, not a curated record. The coding region runs from base 123 to 1238 and encodes 371 amino acids. The transcript has 7 exons. NCBI's taxonomy places the organism in Eukaryota, Metazoa, Arthropoda, Insecta, Hemiptera, Delphacidae.